CGAAACUGCAAGAGCGGCAUUCGUUCCCAGUAGUAUGUCGAUUCCAUCGGGCUACACAUCCACUUCUGAGCCCGAAUGUUUAUCUAGACUAACAAGUGGAAUAUUAUUCAGUUGAUUUACCCACGAAGUUCGGGAGGUGUUUUAUUUGGUGUCCUGGACGUUGACCAAUCAGACAGCUGCAUGUGGAAGGUCUCAGCCAAUGAUGGAGGCCUGGCCAGCAGCCUGGGUCCUACUUUUAACGCUAAUCGCUGAUUGGCUGGAAGCGGCUCAAUCGCGGGACUUCACUGUGAAGGACAUCAUCCUGCUCCAUCCAUCAACCACUCCUCAUCCUGGAGGGUUCAAGUGCUUCACAUGUAAAGAUGCACCAGACAACUACGAAUGCAAUCGCUGGGCUCCGGACGUAUACUGCCCACGAGAGACCAGGUACUGCUACACCCUCCAUGUGUUGGACGUCCAGGGGAACACAGUGUCUGUGACCAAACGCUGUGUGGCCCUGGCCCACUGUCUGUCUACAGGCUGCACCCAGGACAACCAUGAAGGAUACAAGGUCUGCACUGCUUGCUGUGAAGGAAACAUCUGUAACAUGCAGUUGCCAAGAAACAAGACAGACGCCAUCUUUUCCACCACCUCUCUCCUCCACAGCAGUAACGGUCUACUCACACACUACUGGCUGCUCACUGGCUGUCUGAGCUCUACCGUAAUCAGCGUCAUGCUAUCCAACAGUCUAUGACAUCUAACCCUCCUACCGUCAUCAGCGUCAUGCUAUCCAACAGUCUAUGAUAUCUAACACUCCUACCGUCAUCAGCGUCAUGCUAUCCAACAGUCUAUGAUAUCUAACACUCCUACCGUCAUCAGCGUCAUGCUAUCCAACAGUCUAUGACAUCUAACACUCCUACCGUCAUCAGCGUCAUGCUAUCCAACAGUCUAUAGUAUC
Oncorhynchus keta (chum salmon) is the source of this 934-nucleotide messenger RNA. RefSeq names its product ly6/PLAUR domain-containing protein 6-like. The record is from RefSeq and is a predicted model, not a curated record. Gene Ontology annotation, biological process: positive regulation of canonical Wnt signaling pathway. Gene Ontology annotation, molecular function: acetylcholine receptor inhibitor activity. Bases 200 to 730 code for a protein of 176 amino acids. NCBI's taxonomy places the organism in Eukaryota, Metazoa, Chordata, Actinopteri, Salmoniformes, Salmonidae. The transcript has 5 exons.